GUGGUUAUAUGCGUCUGCUCGGGGAUUCCCCCGCCUGGCUCGAGCAGCUCGCGGCGCUGUUACCGGAUAUCGCGACGUCGAGCGGCCGCUUCUGCCGGUUUCAGCUCGAUUCGAAGCCUCGUUUUACGGCGCGCGGAGCCUCUCGAACACGUUUAGAAAUAACACCAAGCGGUCGGUCGGAAGCGGAGCCGCCGCGAGGGAGGGAGCGAGCCUCCCGGCCGCGAGGGAGCGAGCCUCCCGGGGAGUUGGCAUGAGACGAGGCGGCGCGUUCCUCUGCUUUCACAGCGCGGCGGGGGUUUCCUCGGGUGUCGGCAGGCUGUCCUCGGAGGUCCGGUCGCAUCACUGAGAACCGAGCGGGCGACAACACCACCCUCCCCCUUCCCUCCUCCCACCCCACCACCCCGGUAGUGGCCCUCGAAGCCCCGCGGAGGGAGGGAGGGGGGGAGGAGGAGGAGGAGGGAGCGUGGGGAGUGAAGGAGAUCCAGAAAUCCAGCGACGCCACCGCCGCCAUGGCGAGCGACGACCGCCGCAAGGAUGAGCCGCUGGAGGACGGCCGCGCGGACUCCGGCGUCGACUCGUACCGCUCCGCGCUGAGGUCGGAGGAGCCCCGGGAGCCGAGCGCCGACUUCAGCGGGCCGAGGGACAAGUUCACCGCCGUGGAGGAGCGCCUGGACUCCGCCUACGGCUCCUCGUCCCUCACGGCCGAGAGCCUCUCGGAGAUCGUGGGGGGCUGCACGCUGGAGGAGCCGGCGCGCGGCUCCGAGCUCUCCGACCGGGAGGAGAACUUGCUCACAACCAUCACAGAAGAUGGAGACACGAUCCUGCACUUGGCGAUCAUCCACGAGGACCGAUUCAUUGCUCACCAGUUGAUGCAGCUUUUCCCACAAGACGUGCUGAACAUCCAGAACAACUUGUACCAGAGCCCUCUGCAUCUGGCCACCUACCUGAACCUUGUCGACGUGGUGAAGGGCCUGGUGGAGAAGGGGGCCAGUUUGGAGCUGCAGGACCAGGAGGGCAACACGGCGCUCCACGUGGCCUGCCAGCACGGGCAGACCGAGUGCGCCGGCGAAAUGACCAGAGAGGCUUCGCCCAGCAAACUGGCCCCGGUCCUGGAGACCCAGAACUGGAGAGGGUUUGUCCUUGCAGGUCUUGCCUGUCUUCACUUGGCUGCACUCCACAGGCAGCAUCACAUCAUGAAGCUCCUGGUGAACAAGGGAGCAGACCUGAAUGUCCAGGAAGGUACGAGCGGAAAAACAGCCCUUCAUCUCGCCGCCGAGCUGCACGACGUGGCGUCCGUGAAGCUGCUGCUCAGCAGGGGAGCCAACGUGGACGCCGCCAUGUUUAACGGCUGCACGCCGUUGCAUCUGGCAGUGGGGAGACAGGACGCCGCCAUCGCCCACCUCCUCUGCCAGUCGGGCGCCGACACCAUGCUGCGGAACAUGGAGGACGAAACGGCGCUGGAUCUUGCCGACGGCAACGAUGACAUCUUGGCUCUAUUUCCUUUUGAUGACAUCCAGAUCUCCGGGAGGUCGGUGGUCAGUGUGAAGUUUUGAGCCGGAUCAAAAGGCCUAAUAACAAUGUUGACAUUUUCUCGAGCUUCCCUGUAGUCGAAACCUUUUGAUUUAAAAAAAGAAAAAAGCAUAAAAUAAAGCAAACCUGCAUUUGUAGCCCAUGAUUUGAUUUGUAUUAAUCUAUUAUGUAGACUAACCCAAUAUGAGGUUUGAGGUAUUUCAGGUUUAUAAACCUCUGACAAAGCGUGGUUUUCUCAUCUUUCUGCUUGUUUCCUCGUGUCCACCAGCUGAGGGUUUGCCACUUGAUGUUUUGAAGCGGUUUUCUCUAUUUAUCUCAUCGAGCCUUUAGUCUGCAACAACUAUUAAUUUACUUUGGUGUGUAAUUACAUUGCUGUGUUUAGUUAAUAUAAGUAGUUUGUUUAUUUUGUAAUAAAAAGAGGAGGGAAAAACUC
Messenger RNA from Gasterosteus aculeatus aculeatus (three-spined stickleback), 1963 nucleotides. NCBI's taxonomy places the organism in Eukaryota, Metazoa, Chordata, Actinopteri, Perciformes, Gasterosteidae. The record is from RefSeq and is a predicted model, not a curated record.